UUUGGACUGUGAAAGAACCAUGAACCGAGUGCAGCAGAUCCAGACCUGCGGUCUAUGGGAGCUGAAGGAAUGCCUGGGGAAUGGAGGUUUUGGAAACGUGACGUUAUGGGUGAACAAGGACACGGAGGAGCAGAUUGCCAUCAAGCAAUGUCGUCAGGAGCUGAGUGAGAGAAAUAGAGAGCGCUGGUGUAUGGAGAUCCAGAUCAUGAAAAGACUGGACCAUGUGAACGUGGUAGCAGCCAGGGAGGUUCCCGAGGGUCUCCAGAGGGCCCUGGGGGUCAACGACCUGCCCCUGCUGUCCAUGGAGUACUGCCAGGGGGGGGACCUGCGCAAGUACCUGAACCUGUUGGAGAACUGCUGUGGAAUGCGUGAGGGUUCUGUCCUGAUCCUGCUUAAGGAUAUAUCCUCUGCUCUGACCUACCUUCACAAGAGGAGGAUCAUUCACAGAGACCUGAAGCCUGAGAACAUCGUCCUGCAGCAGGGAGAGAAGAGGUUGAUUAAUAAGAUCAUAGACCUGGGCUAUGCCAAGGAGCUGGACCAGAACAGCCUAUGUAUGUCCUUCGUGGGCACACUGCAGUACCUGGCUCCAGAGCUCAUAGAGAGGCAGAAGUACACGGUGACGGUGGAUUACUGGAGCUUUGGGACCGUGGUGUUUGAGUGCAUCACAGGGUUCCGCCCUUUCCUGCCAACAUGGACCCCCGUGCGCUGCUAUAACAAGCUGAAGCAGAAGCAUGAUGAUGACAUCCACAUCUAUGAAGAUCUAGCAGGAGAAGUUCGCUUCUCUUCACACCUGCCCCAGCCCAACAACCUCAACAGCCUGCUGCUGGAGCGUCUGGAGAAGUGGCUGCAGCUCAUGUUGAGGUGGUCCCCCCAGGAGAGGGGCAAGGACCCCGACGCCACGCCCAGCAACUGCUUCUCUCAGCUGGAGGCCAUACUGGAGCUGAAGCUAGUUCAUGUGUUGAACAUGGUCUCCGCUAAGAUGCUCGUGUACCCAGUCUCAGCCAGUGAGAGCGUCGCAGACCUACAGCAGCGAAUCGCGAGUGACACCGACAUCCCUCCAGCCAAUCAGGAGCUCCUGCUGGAGGCGGGACUAGCCCUGGAGCCUAGCGGGACGGCCGUGCAGUGUGCCGUGGACUAUACUGAAGUAGAUGGUCGUCGUGCCGACCUGCCCCUGGUCUUCCUGUUUGAUCGUUCCUCCUGCAGCUACGAGCCUCCAUUCAACCCACGCACCCUCCCUGAGAACAUACGCUUUGUCCAGAGGGACCCUAAGCAGGUGCUGUCCUACAGCCCUCAGAGGAGGACGUCAGGGCAGGCCUGGCACUCCAUCCGCUCCCUAAAGGAGGACUGGCAGCGGCUGCAGCAGGGCCAGAAGGUGGCCAUCAUGAGUUUGCUGAGGCACAACUCCUCUCUGUCCAAGCAGAAGAUCGAGAUGGUGUCCAUGCACCAGAGACUGACCGCCAAGCUGGAGUUCUUCACCACCAGCCUGCACAUCGACAUGGACAAGUACCAGGAGCAGAGGACCACAGGCAUAGCCUCCGAGAAGCUGCUUGCUGUGUGGAGAGACAUGGAGCAGACAGCAGUCAGCUGUGGCCAGGCGGAGAGUGUGAGUAAGCUGGAGGAGGAGAUGAUGAUGCUGCAGACCGACAUCGUGGACCUCCAGAGACAGCCCUGGAGGAGUGGAGAGGCUCUGGACACACUUGAGGGCAAAGCGAUGGAGCUGGUUCGUAAGCUGAGAGAGAAGCCCAAAGACCAGAGAGCCCCUGGAGACAGUCAGGAAGUGGUUCGCCUGGUGGUGCAGGCUGUCCAGUUCUACGAGAAGAAGCUACGAGACUUCUACACACACCUGAGCAAGACGGUGACGUGCCGGCAGCGAGCGAUGGAGAUGCUGCCCCGGGUGGAGGGCGUGGUGCAGAGCAUGGUGGAGAGCGAGCAGGUCCUCAUGAACCUGCAGGAGAAACGGCAGAGGGAGCUCUGGAACCUUCUCAAGGUGGCCUGUAGUAAGGUGCGCAGCCCUGUCAGUGGCAGUCCAGAUGGGGCACUCAACCACUCCUCAGUCCCCCCUCUACUGAGCCCCAGACACAGCCUACAGCACCUGGACGAGUCUCUGAUGGAGGAGAGCAGGACGUUUGAGAGCAGACUCCAGAGUCUGCUGAGAGAGACCACUCAGGCGGCCGAGAACGACAUGCAGAAGCUCAGAGACUGGUCCUGGCUGAGUGGAGAGCAGGAUCUCUCCAGCGACCUCUCUUGAGGCCACUGCCGUGUCGGUCUGCCAGGCCGUGUAAACCAUCGUCCUGCACAGCUCCUGUUUUUGUAAACCACCUGCACCCUGCAGUGCUUCAACCUACACCCACCCUGCCCUCUAGUGGUCAAGAUGAGCAUCAUCAGGAUUGUGGAUGGCUGCAAGUGUUCUAGCUUUUGGGAUACUUCGUAGUGUAAAAACAUUUAAGAGUUUAUUUCAUUCCUUCUCCAUCUGUUUCAAAGUUUCUGGAAACAUUUUGAUAUGACAUUUACCAAGUACCUUGGUUUUUCCAGGAGAAAAUGUUGCUGUUGUAAAUAAGUGUUAUUGUUUUAGUAUUGUGUGUGUGCAUAGUGUGUGGACAGGCAAGACAGUAUACUUUUCUUAUAGCCCUGAGAAUCUUGUUUUUCUUUUACCAAAAUGUAUUUAUUAUGAAUACAAUUUUACUAACUGAUGUAUUGGUGUUGAGAACAAAUUAUCCCUGUCAAGUUUGAAAUAGGAAACUUUGUUCAAACUGUGUAAAAAAAUUAUAUGCAUACACAAAA
This is a messenger RNA of Hypomesus transpacificus, 2781 nucleotides long. It is a transcript of the gene ikbkb, whose product is annotated as inhibitor of nuclear factor kappa B kinase subunit beta. Gene Ontology annotation, molecular function: ATP binding; protein binding; IkappaB kinase activity. The transcript is spliced from 21 exons. Gene Ontology annotation, cellular component: IkappaB kinase complex; cytoplasm. NCBI's taxonomy places the organism in Eukaryota, Metazoa, Chordata, Actinopteri, Osmeriformes, Osmeridae. The record is from RefSeq and is a predicted model, not a curated record. Gene Ontology annotation, biological process: positive regulation of transcription by RNA polymerase II; peptidyl-serine phosphorylation; tumor necrosis factor-mediated signaling pathway. The coding region runs from base 20 to 2248 and encodes 742 amino acids.